This is a messenger RNA of Nestor notabilis (Kea), 354 nucleotides long. RefSeq names its product ETS translocation variant 3-like. The transcript has 2 exons. Gene Ontology annotation, biological process: regulation of transcription by RNA polymerase II; cell differentiation. Gene Ontology annotation, molecular function: DNA-binding transcription factor activity, RNA polymerase II-specific; sequence-specific DNA binding. NCBI's taxonomy places the organism in Eukaryota, Metazoa, Chordata, Aves, Psittaciformes, Psittacidae. The record is from RefSeq and is a predicted model, not a curated record. The annotation marks the transcript as partial. Gene Ontology annotation, cellular component: nucleus.
GUUAUCAUUUCCCAGAGUGGGCUUACAAGACCGAGUCCAGCCCCGGCUCCCGGCAGAUCCAGCUAUGGCAUUUCAUCCUGGAGCUGCUGCAGAAGGAGGAAUUCCGCCACGUCAUCGCCUGGCAGCAGGGAGAGUACGGGGAGUUUGUCAUCAAGGACCCUGACGAGGUGGCCCGGCUCUGGGGGCGCAGGAAGUGCAAACCCCAGAUGAACUACGACAAGCUGAGCCGGGCGCUGAGGUACUAUUACAACAAGAGGAUUCUCCACAAGACAAAAGGCAAAAGGUUCACCUACAAGUUCAACUUCAACAAGCUGGUGAUGCCCAACUACCCCUUCAUUAACAUUCGGCCUAAUG